Molecule: messenger RNA, 1497 nt
Organism: Glarea lozoyensis ATCC 20868
Lineage: Eukaryota; Fungi; Ascomycota; Leotiomycetes; Helotiales; Helotiaceae
Product: MFS general substrate transporter
Exons: 4
Coding region: 1-1497 (498 amino acids)
Biological process (GO): transmembrane transport
Molecular function (GO): transmembrane transporter activity
Source: RefSeq, a predicted model, not a curated record
AUGGGUGAAGAUGAGCACAACAAAGAUGAUGAUGAUGCGCCGGAACUCGAGUUUGAUAGUGGGCGAGGAUUUCCGGCAAAGCAGCUCUUUUACCUAGCACUAUGUCGGAUCGCGGAACCCGUUGCGCUCACCCUCGUCUACCCAUUCUCAUACGAUAUGAUGAAGUUUUUCGGCGGAACAGUGGCUCAAAGCGCAGCCUUAUACGCCGGAAUAUUCCUCGGAUCGUUUUCUCUGGCAGAAGCUCUGACUGCCUUCCUCUGGGGCGCAUUGAGCGACAAGAUUGGAAGAAAACCAGUAUUGCUUCUCGGAUGCGCUGGAACUGCUCUUUCCAUGCUGGUGAUUGGAUUCUCGACGAACAUCUAUGUGGCGAUAAUCGGGAGAGCUUUUGGUGGUGGACUCAAUGGGAACAUAGGGAUUGUGCAGACAAUGGUUGGCGAGCUUGUGACAAAUCCAAAACAUGAACCUCGAGCGUAUACCAUCAUGCCGAUAUUCUACACAAUCGGCUGCACGAUAGGGCCAGCAAUCGGAGGAUAUCUCGGGAAGCCCGAAGAAUCAUUUCCAAACUCCUUAGGCAAAAUCCAGCUGUUCAAGACAUACCCAUAUCUACUUCCAAAUCUUGCUUGCGUCGUCAUGCUACUUUUGACAUUCACAAUAGCAGCCACACUUCUUGAAGAAACUCAUCCUGAGAUACUCGCGCACCGAAAGCGACGUACUUUGAUGGAAAUCGACGUUCCACAAACUACCGCCGAGACACCUCUUCUCGCAGUGGCCAUCAUGGACGGCACAGCGGAGCAACCGGGAUAUGGCACGGAUAGCAGUUCCUCCAGUACCUUCGAAGACACAAGAUUCUCGCCGAAACUCAGUGCAAGAAUUUGGAAUCCUAUAAUUGCACUGUGCAUACUUACUAGUCACACUCUCAACUACAUCCAGCUGAUCCCAAUCUUUCUCCAGCGACCAGCAGAUACCGAGGUACCUACUAAACACUAUUGGGGCGGCGUUGGUGGGCUAGGUCUUCCGCUAUACAAGUCCGGCGAGAUCAUGGCUAUUGGAGGACUCAUCAGCAUGGCGGUUCAACUCCUGCUGUUCCCAGAGUGUACGAAGGUUUUUGGUUUGAUAAAACCAUUUGCAUUCAUCACCUUCCUUCACCCAUUCGUAUACUUCGUGGCUCCAUACAUUGCAUUUAUCCCCGAAGGAACAUGGCGAGAAGUCGGACUAUUCUCCUGGCUCAUAGUCCGCACAAUCUUCAGCGUCUUCACAUACCCAAUUCUGCUCAUCUUCAUCAAGAAUGCAGCACCUAGCAGCUCCGUGCUCGGUCGAGUCAAUGGUAUCGUAGCAAGUACCGGAGCGGCGUUUAGGACUGUUUCUCCACCACUUGCCGGAUACCUUCAAACGAUUGGAGAGCGGAAUCAUUUUACUGUGCUUGCAUGGUGGGGUACUGGUAUGAUUGCUGUGGCUGGAAGUUUGCAGUGUUGGUCGAUUGUGAAGCAGUUUCGGUGA